This is a messenger RNA of Blumeria graminis f. sp. triticale, 1299 nucleotides long. NCBI's taxonomy places the organism in Eukaryota, Fungi, Ascomycota, Leotiomycetes, Helotiales, Erysiphaceae. The record is from the annotation of a GenBank genome assembly.
AUGAUCUUUCCCGCCGAGACUCCUGCACCCAGUGCGAAUCCAACUGCCAAUCCAAAAUUGGAGCAGAAAACCGUAGACGCCUCGAUAUGUGGAUGGGUGGGAGGCCGCGCAGAUGCACCGGCGCUGUGCUCUGCCGGGUCGACAUGUGUUCGUGAUGUAGAACACCAGUACGUCGGAUGUUGUGGGACAUCAGGUUCUUGCUCGGCCGGAAUCUACACGAGUUGUCUGGACCGCAAUAGCAUGGGAUGGUCAGCGCCAGGAGGCAUUCAAAGCAAUGGCGUCUACACAUGUUCAGCAAACAGCGAAUGCUAUCGGAAUACAUAUGCCGGGGGCUACUAUCAAUACGGCUGUGGAGAAUCGGCUUGGGCUGCACAGGUCGAGACCACGUAUUCUGGCCAGCCAACUAAUCUUGUGCUUGAUCUCGUCUAUUCCACUAUAACCUUUGCUGGUGCUACCUCCGAAUCGACCCUCACGGCCUCGACCACAACAUCAUCGGCGACCUCUCUCCCACUCAGUACUUCUCACCUUCCCACAAUACCCGUCUACACGGCGUCGGCUAGCUCCAUUGCUUCAGCCAGUUCUGAGACUAAACGUCCACCGCCUGGCGCCAUUGCUGGAAUCAUCAUAGCUGCCGUCAAUGGCGCAGCAAUAAUCGUCGCCUUGGGCCUCUGGCUUUGUCGUCGCCGUCGGAAACGGGGGCGGAAGGUGGCUAGCGUACGACCAAGGUCGAAUCCCGAUAUCUCCCGAGGCCUGCGGAUCCUCGAAACUAUUUCAAUCAUGUCUCCCCUCAAGACCGUUCUUCCCAAAUCAUAUCGCGCUGCGCGUUCUACCCUUCCAGCUCCACGAGCCUCGCUCCCUCAACCUCCGCCUUAUAUUUCACCCAACCAACAAGAGUCUAGACAGCUACAAUCAUUGUUUAUAGACAAUUCAGAAACCGACGAAAACGCCCAUGAGACUCGGACAAACACUGGUGCUCGGAAUGAAGAUCGAUCGCUCAACCCCGAGCCAGAAAUUGGUCUCGCAAUAUCAUCGGACCGCCAGUCUCUGCUGCGUCUUCCCGUCAUGUUAAAUACAGACGACUCUCCAUCAGCUAUCGAUUGGUUGCCCGAAAGUUCGUCGUCGAGUGAAUGCGACUUUUACGAGAACAGCACCGUCCCAGCGUCGCCGGUAUCCGAAGAGUACGAGGCCUCGUUUGCCAACUCGGCUGGCACCAUCACGCAUCCGGGAAGAGGGAACAAGGCGCGGUAUCAUCUGGUAGAUGAGGUUAUCCAUGGUGAGACGUCGGUAGAGAGGAACUAG